Molecule: messenger RNA, 3124 nt
Organism: Hyposmocoma kahamanoa
Lineage: Eukaryota; Metazoa; Arthropoda; Insecta; Lepidoptera; Cosmopterigidae
Gene: CycB3
Product: G2/mitotic-specific cyclin-B3
Exons: 7
Coding region: 158-1711 (517 amino acids)
Biological process (GO): mitotic cell cycle phase transition; regulation of cyclin-dependent protein serine/threonine kinase activity
Cellular component (GO): cyclin-dependent protein kinase holoenzyme complex; centrosome; nucleus
Molecular function (GO): cyclin-dependent protein serine/threonine kinase regulator activity
Source: RefSeq, a predicted model, not a curated record
CAUUUUUGGUCGUUAGACGGGACGAUUUUGAAACGCUUGUUUACAUUAAUUUCGUUAUUUCGUGUUGAUAAAUAAUAUAAACCGUGCGAGUUGGUGUAAUAAAUUCCACGUUAGUCGCAGUGCACGUGAUAUCUGGUAUUGAUUUCAGUGAUUGAUAAUGGCGCCAACACGGUUUGCGUCUAAGCCGAUUGGCGUUAAUGAGAACCUGAAUGGUAUUUUGAGUCAUGGGAUUACGACGAGGAGUAAGCAACUAGCUUCUCUGAAAACACACAAGGACGGCCUAAAGGUGCCGCACAAGAGGAAAGCCGAUAGUCCGUUGAAGGAUGUCACAGCGAAGCGGGCGGCGUUUGGGGACAUCACAAAUGCCUUCAACAAGACCACCGCCGUCCCCGACAACGACAAGGCCAUGGCAGUCAAGAAGGUCACAGUGGAAACCAAAAUGCUCCCAACAGUAAAGAGCAUCAAACCACAGACCACAACUCUAAAUGGCAAAACAUCAAGAACAAAGACAUUGCACCGGGUGGCCACCAAUGCCAUAGAAACUGUCCAAAAGCACUUUGCAAAGGAUCCACCCAAACCAAUAUCAACUAGAGCUCAAAAUGGCAUACUCAAGAAUAUUGAACGAAAGUCUUUUGCUAAAGAAAAUCAAAAUCAAAGCCAGACAUCUGCUAAUUCUUCAAAAUCUGGAAGAAGUGAUGUUUCUGGAGAACCUUCACUGUAUAUGACUGCUUUGGAGAACAUUAGCCCAAAUGACGCGACAAAAGAAGAUUACAAGAAAAUAAGUGAGAAGUUGGACAAAGUGAACCUUGAUGACUCUGCAAACAGAUCCCUUGACAAAGAAACUGAGGUGCCACACCAGUGCCCUGCGGGAGUCGUCGACUUUGACAAGGAACACUGGACAGAUCCACUUCAAGUUUCCAAUUAUGCUAUGGACAUUUUCAACUAUUUAAAGGGUAGAGAACGACUAUUCGCGAUUGACGACUAUCUCCAACGUAUGAAUAAUAUCACAUCUUGGAUGAGAGCACUUCUAGUAGACUGGAUGGUGGAGGUCCAGGAGAGUUUUGAACUGAAUCAUGAAACCCUCUACCUAGCUGUGAAGUUAGUGGAUCUGUUCCUGACAAGGUCAUCAAAGACACAACCUGAGGAUCAGUAUUUGACGAAAGAGGAAUUGCAGCUGCUUGGAGCUUCGGCGCUUUUUAUUUCUGCUAAGUUUGACGAGCGGAUUCCUCCACUGGCCGACGACUUUCUGUACAUCUGCGACGGCGCGUACUCGCUCAGCCAACUGCUCAAGAUGGAGAUAACCAUCUUACGUGUCAUUGACUUCGAUCUCGGUAUUCCACUAUCCUACCGCUUUCUAAGGCGGUAUGCCAGAUGCGCACGAGUCUCCAUGCCAACAUUAACUCUAGCACGGUUCGUGCUAGAACAAGGUCUCCUAGAAUAUGGUCUCCUAGGCUAUUCUGACAGCAAGAUGGCCGCCGCCGCUCUAUACCUCGCGCUUAGAAUGAAGUCACUUGGAGGAUGGACUUCAACACUGCAGUAUUACACAGGUUACGCGCUGAAGGAUUUCCUACCUAUCGCUCUAGCGCAAAACGCAGCGUUGCACAAGAAGCCAAAAUCAGCUAUCAGCACUGUGAGGAACAAAUAUUCGCAUACGAUAUUCUUCGAAGUGGCCAAAGUACCUCUGAUUGAGGACUCGGCUCUCUCCAGCUGAGGUUCGUCUACGUUUGGAAGCGUUGCAUCAUCACGUCUUCACUAAAUGGCAUAUAAUGUAAGAAAUACAAAUUGUCAUUCCAUAUAUUAUAAUGUCAUUUACUAGGGCACUAUGCUAUGUAGCUUAAUUCUGUGUUUCUGAUAUGUGCACCGAUUUUUUUGGCCGGUCACUGUUAAAAAAGACUCGCAGCAAUGGAAAUUGUUUGAUAAACUUUUGUGGUCAUUGCAUAAGGUGUCACAAAAAUCACGGCUUUGUAAAUUUUGCAAAAUCAUCAACCUUUCUUUUGAUUCGUAGCCCGUAUUAAUAAACAGCUUAGAAGUUUAUUAACUUUAUAGUAAAUUUAAUUAUCUUGAUUUAAUCAGAACAAAAUAUCUUGGAUAAUAUCAUCGCAAGUAGCUAAGACUGCUCUUGUUUUGAGUUGUGAGUAAUGUUCACUUAUGCUCGUAAGCCGUAAUUUUGUAAUGAUGCGUAAUCAAAUCACCUGUUAAUUAAAAUGUUUGAUGAAUUUAUUAAUAUGGGUCGCAGUCAGUUUUUCGUAAAUGUAGCAUUUUACGAAUGUUAAUAGAUCUAGCUGACAGACCAAAAUUUUAAGUUGGAAAUUUUGGUCUGGCUUAAUUCAGGUUAAACGAUUGUAUCGCAUCAAGAUCGAGAUGCAUAAAACAUUAGUUAAGAAAUAAAUACCGUAGUAUAUGAAUAUGGUAAUACAAAUUCGACAUUAAUGAUAGUGUAAAGAAUAAAUUAAGAUUACGUUUUUUACGAAAGAAACGUAAAUCUUGAGUGCAAGGAGCCACAGUUGGCUUGCGCUAAGUACGAUAGACUGGUGUCGAAAGUCGUGGAAUUCGAUUGUAAGUAUAGAUAAAUACUUGGACAAACUUAGUUGGUGCUUUUGAUUUAAAUUGUCUUAUAGAUUCAGGCGUUACUUCGCUGAAAACCGUGUUAAAUAAAUUGGAAGUAAAUUAAUUUGCUACUCCACUUACCCAGUCACGGUUAAGUCGUGCAAAAUAACUGCGCCCGUGUUGAAUAUUUUUUCAUGCAAUUGCUUUCGCUAUGCUUCAAUACAGCGCCUGUAUAGAAAGCAGGAAGUACUUCAAUAUCUGAGGUGUACCAAAUCUGUUCGUUGAUAUUUUUGUGUACCGGGAUUGGUAUAUCAUUCAUUCUUCGAUAUCUUAAUGUGCUAUGAUCACGAAUAUGUUUCGUGGAUAUUUUUGUAUACCGAGAUGGGUAUAUAAUUUCUUCUAUAUCUUGUAUUUAUGAGGUUAGCAAAAUUCGAAUACCAGAGUUGUCUACAAACGUGACCUAACCCUGCUUCAUUAAAGUAAGUGUAUAAAGUGGAUAAUUAAUUUUAAAGUAUUUAGUUGACCUUACGUUUGUAUUAUUAAUUCCAAGGCUUUCGACCUUUGAUUAUAAGUUCGU